AAUCAAAAAAGAGCUAGAGAACGAGAAAGGUAUUCUUUUCAUUUUUUCCCUGUUUUCUGACACAAUCAAAUGGAUGCUUUACUUUACUACGAUAGCUCUGGUUCAGAUGACGAGGGAAGUAAGCUUAGAUCAGUUCAAACUGAAGCGAAAGACAAAAAAGAACUUAAACAAUCAUCUAAGAAUUUUGACAAUAUUCAUGACAACAAGAACAAACUUUUGCCUGAAAAAAGCUGUGAUCUCCAAAAUGGACGGAAAAAUAUCACAAAUCAAGGAGCUGUAGUGAGUUCUGGUUCAACAGAAACAGUAAAAGGAUAUUCACGAUUAACUCAAGGGCAGUCUUACUUCGCUAAAGCAAGUGUUUUUUCGCUCAACACCAGCAUCACUACGAGUAGUAGAUGUAGUUAUAUAUGUAAGGAAAAAAAUGAAAUCAAGGGAAAAGCAUCUGAUGCUGGGCCAAUGAGGAAGAAUCCAGAAGACAGGACUACAAGCUUGGGAGCAAGACCCAAACCAUAUAUCUCUAAAAGAGAAAGAGAAAAACUCAAAGAGACAGUAGAGCCAGGGAUUUCAAAAUCACAAGUGGUUGCUUGUGAUAAUAAUUUAGACAAUACAGAAAUGCAGAGAACCGAAAAUGUGGAUGGUUGUAAUGUGAACAAUAAGCCUCCUCGGAAAGUUUGGACUCAAUUCAUGGGUCAUUCACAGUGUGUGAAUCACAUCAAAUGGAACCCAAAGAAACAGAAUUUGCUUGCUUCGGCAUCAAUGGACCAGACAGUAGCAAUAUGGGACACUAAUAGAAGUGGAGUCUGUUUGAGCAGGCUCACAUACCAUGGGGGGGCUGUAAAAGAUGUCAAAUGGAGUGCCUGUGGGAGUCAGGUGCUUAGCUGUGGAUAUGAUAAGCGUGCCAGGCUUGUGGACCUUGAAACUGGGAAACAGAUCAAUAGUUUUCAGCACCAGGGGUAUGUGACUUGUGUGCAGUUCCACCCCACAGACCCUAACACAUUCUUAUCUGGUACAUCAAGACAUGGAAUAUUCUCUUGGGACAUCAGAGAUAAUAAGAUAGUAUCAUCAUAUCAAGCAUCGUUUGGCCAGGUUCAGGAUGUAGCUUUCCUUCCUGAUGGUGAGCAGUUUAUCUCAGCUGCUGAAGUUCUUCGACGAAAUGCAACCGACAAGGGUAUUAUGGUCUGGGACUUUAAGACUACAGCAAUUAUGUCUAAUCAAAUAUACCAGGAAGCAUUUACCUGUACUUGUCUUCGUGUUCAUCCCAGUGGAUCGUACUUUGUUGCACAGUCUAAUGGUAACUACAUGGCAAUAUUUUCAACAAAGAGACCUUACAAGCUCAACAAGUAUAAAAGAUAUGAGGGCCAUCAGGUUGCAGCAUAUUCUAUUGGGUGUGACUUCAGUCCAGACGGAACAUUGGCCAUCUCCGGGUCUGCCGAUGGUAAAAUGUAUAUCUACAACAGCCAUACAUCUCGUAACAUUUCAUCUCUGUCUGCUCACCCAUCAGUAUGUAUUGAUGUUACUUACCACCCCUCCUUACCAUCAACUGUUGCAAGUUGUACUCUGGAUGGACAAAUUGUAAUUUGGGUCUAAAUCAUCUAAACUGAGUUUCUGGUAAUUACAGGAUAGAAUUCUAUCUAUCACGGAUUUUCUCUCUAUUGCGCAGUAAUAAAAAUAAUGCCCCUACCUUAUUCUGUGUCAGCAUAGCAAGAGAGAGACUUCCUCCCCCACUUCUAUUUUUUCCUCUACUUUCCUCCCUCAAAUAUCCCCCACCCCUCCCCCAUCCCCCCAUCAUCCUUGGGAAUAAUAUAAUAUUAAAAUAUAAUUAUAACAUCUUGAAAAUUUAUUUUAUUGUUUUUC
Messenger RNA from Actinia tenebrosa (Australian red waratah sea anemone), 1854 nucleotides. Its product is annotated as WD repeat-containing protein 25. The record is from RefSeq and is a predicted model, not a curated record. Lineage: Eukaryota; Metazoa; Cnidaria; Anthozoa; Actiniaria; Actiniidae. Gene Ontology annotation, molecular function: protein binding.